Molecule: messenger RNA, 471 nt
Organism: Galeopterus variegatus (Sunda flying lemur)
Lineage: Eukaryota; Metazoa; Chordata; Mammalia; Dermoptera; Cynocephalidae
Gene: GDNF-AS1
Product: GDNF antisense RNA 1 (head to head)
Source: RefSeq, a predicted model, not a curated record
AUGUGUCACCUCAGGCACUGGGAUUUCCGACUUCAACUUUGGUUGCUGUUCUUUGUGCUCAGGGGUUCUGAAAUUGCCUUGACUUUUGCUGCUGUUAUGUCUGUAGGUGUGAACUGAUUCCUGUCAUGCAGGAAAGAAACACUAUUUCAAGGGAAGCUUUUCAUUGUAAAAGGUCCACAUGUUCCACAGGAAACCAGAAGGUCAUUUUCUCAUAUGGACAUAAUAGGUCUCUUUGGUGGCCAACACACUGAGACCACGGUGCUUCCCCUACCUAACUUCAGUAAAAAUAUGAUUAUGCACAGUAGUGACUCUUCAACAUUUGGGGAAAGCAGUGGGGAAGAGGUAGUGUCCAUGGAAGGAGGUGAAUAUGUGCACAGAGAUGACCAUCAGUGCUGGGGACAAGAUGGUGAGCUCAGACCUGCAAGUCCCUGCAAGGAAGAAUUUAAGUGGGAUGAGGCCAAGAGACCCUAA